UACAAAUAUUCCAAAAUGGCCGAUAAAUUAUUUUUUUAUAACAUUUUUACGAAAACAAAUGCUGUUUUUUGAUCUUUAAGACAAAAUUUUUAGAUCAAACUAUUAGAAAAUUAAAGUCAUUUGCAUUGUAAGUGAUCAAGUCCAAGUCAAGAAACUAAAAACACUACAUUAAAUAAAUAAUAAAGCCAUAUACUAUAUAAUUUACAUAAAUACCAUUAUGAAUCUGGAAGAUAAAGCUCAAGAGAAUCCUGAUCUAGCCCUCAACCUAAAUUCUCUGGGAGAUAAUUCAGAAGAGUUCUAUGUUUCAUCAGAAGGAGAGUAUGAGUAUGAGAGUGAGGAAGAGGAUGAUGAUGUCUCUAUUACUAAUUCUGGCAUACUACAUGAUCAAAGUAAACCUAAGACAAUAAUUAAGCCUACUUCUAAUGCAAUGGGUGGAACGUUGGUUCCUUAUGAGGAAGAAGAGGAAAUUGGAAGCGAUGAAGAAAAGGAUUUAUUAAGAAAUAUCAAAGAUGAAAUUGAACAGAAAGUUCGAGAAGAAAUGAAGAGUGAAUUGGAGAUGUAUAAAGAGAAAUUGAAAGCAAUAGAAAAUGGAGAAAUUUUAAACAAAGAUGAAAAUAAGACCGAUGAUGAUUUAAAAGAUUUGGAUCCUAAGAUUAGAGAUGGGUUAUUAAAGAUGAGAAAAUUAGACAGAAUCUUAAACAAAAAGGUGAAACGUGAGAAGGAAGUGAAAAGGGAAAGGGUUCUCUUGGAGAGGAGAAUGAGAGAAGAGAUUACAGAGUUGAAAUCAGGAGGAAAUCGUGAACACAAAGAAGUCAAGUCUAACACUGAUAAAUAUUUAUUAUUAGCUCUUCCACCGAGUCAUAAUGAAGGAGUAAUAGUGGAUGAACCAGAAGUAACACCAGUAUUUCAAACUCAGAUUGACGAAUCAGAUUUGACCAAACAAAACAAUGAGCAGGAUAAGAGUACAACACCAGAAAACGACGCUGGCGAGUCAGUCAGUGGUGAUAAAAAGAAAAAGAAGAAGAAGAAAAAGGAUUUUAUUAAAAGGAAUAAAGAGUUAGCAGGUCAGGCUGAAGAAAGUAUCGCAAUGACUGAGGAGGAAAGGAAAAGAGUAGCAGAUUUAUUGACAGAUAUAGAAACAUUACCGGAGGAAGUUGACUUGGAUGAUUCUAGUAUUAUUAUGACUGAAGAGAAUCCAUAUCAGAUUACAGUUCACUGUGGAGAUUUCCUACAGAGUAAUAUUGAACUGCGUUCACUAGCUAAUAUUGACAGUCAGUUGAAACACAUUCUACCAAGUGAUGAAUAUGACUCAUUGGUUUAUACACCAGUCACACAGUCAAGAUUAUUCACAAGAGUUGAUGUAAAAUCGUCUGUGUUAGAUUUUGAAAAAUAUGGAGAACGAAGUUUGAUUGAAACAAAGGAGCAACGUGAAAUGAAAGAGAAAUUAAAACAUAUUGAAGAUGAAUUAGCAGCAUUUCAUAACCCCAGAGAAAUGAAGUUGGAGUCACCAAGUUUAACAGGAGACCAACUGAAUAAAUUAUUAGAUCAGUGUGUUCGAUCAAUGUCAAGGUCGUCCUGUGUGACUGACAAUUACACCCUGCCAGAUACCACACCUCAAUCCGAACAAACAACAUCACGGUCUAGUAUCUAUGACAACCCUCCUGUUUUAUCACAUGAUGUUCUCCAGAAGCUACUGUCUGAGGCUUAUUGUCCAAUUAGCACCAAGCUUUCAUCAGUAGCAGAAUCUGAGGAAUAUGCUACUAAUUCAGAUGGAGAACUGGAGCCGAUAUUAGCAGAAACAUGGAAACUUGUAGCUGAGGCUGAGAUUGAUGAUGACAAGGAUAUUGGAAAAUUGACAUUUGAUGGAAAGUUGACAGAAGACACAAACUGUGACAAUUCUAAACCAACUAAUCAGUAUAGCCAGAAUAUCUAUUCUGCAUCCAAGGACAGUUAUAAACCCGAAUAUACAAAAAAACGUCCAUUUUUACCUGAAAUUAAUAAAAGUCCAUUUCUGAUCUCCCAGGGAUUGAAUAAUGAAUCACAAUCAUCGAACCGUCUAAAGAAUUCAUCUGAACAUUCGUCAAUAGAAAUCAUAUGUAAUAGUUUAAAAGACUCCAGUAUUGUAUUAGAAUCAUUCUCUGAGUGUGGCAGUGAAUCUGGGGACUUAACUCCUACCCCAGGUGCUUGUGAUUCGAGAGACAUUAAUCCUGUACCCCGACCUCCGUCUGUGGACAGACCAUCAUCCAGUCAAAGUUUUCGUUCUUUACGCACUCUGACCCCAAGUUAAGACUUCAAUAAAUUCAAGGAAUGUUGUGUAAAAUUUUAUUUAUAUUGGUGCAAAUAUUUUGUGAUAUACUUUUAUUUAAGUGUUAUAAAUAUGUUCUACGGGC
This is a messenger RNA of Lottia gigantea (owl limpet), 2390 nucleotides long. RefSeq lists its product as hypothetical. Lineage: Eukaryota; Metazoa; Mollusca; Gastropoda; Lottiidae. The record is from RefSeq and is a predicted model, not a curated record. Bases 218 to 2287 code for a protein of 689 amino acids. The transcript has 12 exons.